CUUGCUUCAUAUCUCACCACAAAAACCACCCCCGACCUGCCCUAGGGGGGCAGCCUCCCAUGGCUGAAGCCAAAGCACCCGCGAGGGAGAAGGCCCAGGCUCAUGAACGGGCGGUUUUCGAAGCCAUCGAAACAAUGGUCACUUCUACCCUCUGGGCAUACCACUCUUCCAAGUCUCCCGACCGGUCGUUGGACCCGCGCUGCGCUUCGCAGCAACGGAGCGGCUCCUGCGGUGGCAUCGGCCACAUGUCCCGUGAGCGACGCGCCGUUCCAGUUCCGAUCAUCUCCAACCCCGAGUUGCCGCCGAACCCAAACCGCGAGGCCAUCACCACCACGUGCGACGCCCGAGGAAGACGUCACUGCGUCAACGGCUCCAAGAGCUACAACUGCGGCGAGUCUCCGGGUGCACUAUCAGGAUGGGUUUCGAUGGCGCACCUGCGCAGCCGCCUGCUCCGGCCCCUUAUCCUCCGCAGCCAUAUGGUGCCCCUCACCAUUGGUGGGAUCAGUCUUCGCCCUUUCGUAGGACACCUCGACCGUUGCAGCAGGGGCUGCCUUCACCCGCGGGACGUCUUCGGUCGCCUUGUCAUCGGCAACCUGGCCCAACACGGAUUCCCCAACAAGCGCGCUCUCUACGUUGGGGGCCUCGACCCCAGAGUCACGGAGGACGUCCUGAGGCAGAUUUUCGAGACUACUGGCCAUGUCCAGAACGUCAAAAUCAUUCCCGACUUUGGCGCUGGCCCCGCAACUCGAGCGUUUCCUUCCCAAGCCCAAGGUUCUCGGUGCCCCCACCAGAUUCAAGGCCACAGCAGGAAGGGAGAUCUGACGGGAAAGCGGUCGUAUGGCCGCCUCCCGGCAUCGCUCCCAAGGCAACCCUCGGGGCGGUGUCGGGGAGGCACGUACAAGUCCGGCCCGGCCCCAGCCAGGUGCCUACCCUCCGAGGCCCCAACAACAGGCAACAGAGCCCAGCGAGACGAACCCCCGGACGACUUCGACUUCGACUUCGACUUCAACUUUGCCUUGGCAUCUUUCGACAACUUGGCCUCCAGUUUGGCCCGCAUCUUCUCCAGCUCGCGCGCCUUGACGCUCGCCGGGUGCUGCCGCUCCAUCCUGGGGGAAGAACGGCGACCUGAGCACACCGAUUCCGACGACGAGAAGCCGGAAGUCUUGACUACUCGUCCGGAAGAGUCUGUGGUCCCCCCGGUGGCCAGGAAGGCUGACCAGUCGAAGCACUGCAAGUACUACUCGACUGGUGGAAAUUGUGUGUAUCCGCGAAGGCUGGACCCAAACCCACCGCGGUCUACUUUGUUAAACGACAAGGAGCAGGAGGAUCUGUCCAUUGUCCAAGCCAUCAAGUACCUCCAGGACAAGGGUGCUUACAAGAAGAAGAACCCAUUGGAUCAGUCUUCUGGUGGUAGGAGGGGGGUGGGAGGGGGAGGAGGCCGCUUUCCGUCGGCGGUCUGUCCAGGAACACGAUGCUCCGUCGCUGGACUGUCCGGGUUUGGCGCAGUUGUGCCUGGCCUUCACGACACCGACGCGGCCAAGGUCGCGAAUGCUGCUGCGAUUGUCAUGAUGCAGGUGAAGGUCACCUACGCCAAUUGAGAGAAGGAGAGGCCCCAUUAUCAGGGACGCGGCAGCUGUCCUUCACGCUCAGCACCAAAAGCAGUGUGGCCCAGAGGACCUGAGAGACAACAAAAGUUACCUUAUCACCGGAACAAUCGCAGGAAGGAGGGAAAAGCGGUUCGAGUGCCCCUGGUUGGAGGGAAUGGCUGGGCUGCCAUC
Molecule: messenger RNA, 1778 nt
Organism: Neurospora tetraspora
Lineage: Eukaryota; Fungi; Ascomycota; Sordariomycetes; Sordariales; Sordariaceae
Exons: 9
Coding region: 60-1598 (512 amino acids)
Molecular function (GO): RNA binding
Source: RefSeq, a predicted model, not a curated record